AUGACGGUCUGCUCUAGUAUCGAGCCGAGCUGCACCAAACCCACGGCCCCACACCUCCUCGUUCCCGGCACGGCCUCGGGCCCUCUCCUGUAUUCGGACACGCCCCUUUCUUUUUGGGGCGGGACGGAUCCGGCUUCGGGGGUGAUAGUCGACGUGCACCAUCCCCUUUCUGGGCGAUGUAUGGCCGGCCACGUCCUCGCCCUUCCGGCGGGACGCGGGAGUUGUUCCGGUUCCCUCGGUGUUUUGGAGUGUAUCGUGUCUGGAAACGGACCGGUCGCUUUGGUGUUGGCCGAGGCCGACGAGAUUAUGGCCCUCGGUGCACUGGUGGCCGGUACGGUGUUUGGACAGAGUAUACCAGUGGCAGUUAUUGGAAAAGACAAGUAUGCGCGGUUGGCUAAAGCGACGUCGGUGUCGAUUUGUGGGGGAAUGCUCAACGCUUCUUUGGACGGUGGAAGACUGGCCAUUCCGCUCAUUUCGCUUGACCGGCUCACUCCCGAAGUGGAGCUGGACGAGAGAGAUAAGGACAUGUUAGCGGGAAAGAAGGGACAGGGACGUAAAGAGGCGAUGGAGCUCGUCGUCGCCAUGGCGAGGAUGUAUGGCGCCACAUCACUUACAAGCGUCACUCGCGCCCAUAUCGAUGCGGUCAUUUAUGUCGGGCCUGCAACUCUGGCUUUUGCGAAACACUUCGCCCGCCUGGGCGCCCGAUUCGCCGUUCCAACAACGAUCAAUGCCAUCUCGGCCCCACGCGAAUGGCAGGCCCUCGGCGUACCCCCAUCCGAGGCUGGGCCGGCCUUAGCCUUACCAGCGGCAUACGAGAGUCUUGGAGCCGACGGAUCUUCCAGGACUUGCGCACCGUACUUUCUUCCCUCGCCACCUGUGGUUGGUGAGAGCGUGGGUUGGGCCGAGAGUAACGCCGUCGUAUUCGCCAAUAGCGUCCUCGGCGCCCGCACACUCAAAUAUCCCGACAUGCUGGAUGUGGCCGUCGCGUUGACAGGCCGCGCUCCUCUUGCUGGACAGCAUGUCGAUGCCGCAAGAUUGCCGAGCGUACGCGUCGAUGCGGCGGCGGCGGCAGCGGAGCCGGGAAGCCUCUUCUGGCCCCUCCUCGGAUACUGCGUGGGUGCUGUGGCGGGACAUGAUGUGGUCGUUGUGUGUGGGCUCGAGGACUCGACGCCACGGCAGAGCGACCUCAAGGCCUUUGGAGCAGCUUUCGGGACGUCUUCCGGCUCUCCAAUGUUCCAUAUUCGCGGAGUCACACCUGAAGCGCCGGCGUAUGUCGAGUUCGACGUCGAGCGGACUGUUAGCGUUGGGCGUGCCGAACUCGCUGCCGCUUGGGAAGGCCUCAAUUCUGCGCAGGGGGAGGAUGUCGGCCUCGUCGCACUCGGUAAUCCCCACCUCGCCGUUGCUGAGUUCGUAGAACUCGCCGAACUCGUACGCCCGCUUCUGGAACGGGGAGUUCGCGCCGAGGUGCCCUUCGUCCUCACUGCUGGUCGGCACGUCGUCUCUGAAGCAGAGGAGAGGGGACUCCUUGAGCCGCUGCGCCGCUUUGGCGCCACUGUCGUCGAGGACGCGUGCUGGUGCAUGAUCAAUGCGCCUGUCGUGCCCGAGGUCGCGCAGAGCGUGGUAACCAACUCGGCCAAGUACGCACACUACGGACCUGGCGGGGUCGGCAAGCCCAUGUACUUUGCCAGCACGGCUGAAUGUGUCCAGGCAGCGGUGAGUGCGCGAUGCACACGACAACUGCCGACUUGGCUGGCAUGA
Messenger RNA from Cutaneotrichosporon cavernicola, 1758 nucleotides. RefSeq lists its product as uncharacterized. The transcript has a single exon. The record is from RefSeq and is a predicted model, not a curated record. Lineage: Eukaryota; Fungi; Basidiomycota; Tremellomycetes; Trichosporonales; Trichosporonaceae. The coding region runs from base 1 to 1758 and encodes 585 amino acids.